AUGAGCUACAAUCUUACACCCAUAAUUAUAUCAGACAGCGAGUCUGACGGCGAUGAAGUCGGCGAACUGCCCGAUUCCUCGGAUAACGGAACCCCUUCUGGCUGUGAGAGCGACGAAGAUAGCCUUACCUUCCCGCCAGUCGGUCCUCCCCUCGGUAACGAAGAUGAUGAAAGCGACGCGGAGAUGGGUGAUAUAGUGCUAAAUGUUCCCGCUCCCUCCGCUGAUCUAGACGGCGGGCCCGGACUUCCCAGCAAUGAUCAAGUUUCUGACGGAAAUAACCAAGUUUCUGACGAAGAUGUAUUGCGCGUACCCGAGAUUGAGCGCCACGGUUAUACGAUGGACCAUACAGACUUUUCUCCUCCCCUCACUGUAUCAGUCCCCGUUCCUGAGCCCUUCUCAAGGGCGGGUUUGCAGAAUUCGGAACAUUUCAAUGAGUGGCUAGACCAUCUUCGACGCCAGGACGUACCUGAGCCACCGUACGCUGAUCACCUGUCUGAUCUCGACGCCGCCGUUUAUCUCGCGCUCUCGGUCAAUGUGAGACGGGAGGCAGAGAACUUAUUUCUUUUGCGAGAGCUCUUGGCCCUCAAUGAAAGCGAAAUAAUGGAACUCUCUCGGAUUGACUUCGUGGUUGCCCGCGCAAUGACGAAUCCGGUCAUGGAAUCCAUGGCGCGAGCGCAAGGAGUCGAGUUGACGUUCCCAGAGUGGCGACGUCGCCAAGCGACGAUACGUCCCCCCGCAGUAAGCGUGCGCCCCGGCGGCUACAAUAUCGCCCGCCCGCCUCUGAGCGAGAGCGAUACGUGGGGACCUGCAACGUCGGCGGGGUCCUCGUCCUCGACCGGCUUGGCCGUACCCAGGAGCCGCCGAGGUGUAUUCGUCGACCCAUCUGGAGGUCCCGUACGCUUCGGCAGUCCGCCAGCAGUCAAGGACGAGUAUUCUGAGAAUUCAGACCCUGACCAUAACGGACGACCACGACCUUCGACGAGCAGACGCCGCGUUCGCUCAGAAUCUAUUCAGGAACUGCCGCCGAAGAAGAAGCCCCGGGACUAG
Messenger RNA from Peniophora sp. CBMAI 1063, 1047 nucleotides. NCBI's taxonomy places the organism in Eukaryota, Fungi, Basidiomycota, Agaricomycetes, Russulales, Peniophoraceae. The record is from the annotation of a GenBank genome assembly.